AUUUCCCUGUUAAUUUCUGGGAGAAAUCUUUAAAGAAAUCUACCCCUUACAGUGUGCAUUUUCCCUCCUGGGUGUUGGAAAUGUUUCUACUGUAUCAAUGAAAAAAUGUAGUUCAGAACAAGAAACUUUAAAAAUUAGUUGGCUCCAAUGGAUACCCACAGAAGUUGGUAAUCUGUGUGCAUUACAGCACUGGCUGAUCAAUAGUAAUUCAGGGAUAGAGUGGUGUAUCCUCAACUGAGAAAUAUUUCAAGGCUUGAUUAGUUGUGCUCCUUUUCCAUUGGGACUAUAGUGCAAUCUUCACUUACAAAGACAUGUGAUCUGAAAGCCUGAGGCAGAACAAGCCUUGUUUUCACAGGAGAAGCUUUUCUAGGAUGCAAAAGCUUUUACAUCCUCAUCCUUGUUUCUAAAAGCUGUGUCUUCUCCACAAAAUUAAAAAAAAAAUCAAACAAAAAAGCAAGCUUAGGAUGGCAUCAACAUCACAGUCUCUGCGAGGUAAAAAGGCAUGUAAAAAAAUAUUUUGGGCAGUGUUUCCUCAUGCCUGCUUCAUUCUGUCUCUUGUGAUCUAUGCUUUUCUCGGGGCUCUCAUGUUUUCCCACAUAGAAGGUAACCGGAAGGUCAAUUUAAGUGAAGGAUAUAGAAAAUUUCUGCAGAAUCUGUGGUACAUCUCCAGAAAUUUAUCAGGUAUGUAUAACAUGACAGAAAAUGAGGAGAUAUUUAAGGAAAAAAUCCAUGCACUGCUUAACGCGGCUGAACGAGACUGGUUUGUCAAUCCAAAAGAUAUAUGGAGUUUCUUUGGGUCUCUCUUUUUCUGUUGCACAGUAUUUACAACUGUGGGUUACGGUAAUACCUAUCCUGUGACACGGAUUGGAAAAUAUCUCUGUAUGCUGUAUGCUUUAUUUGGCAUCCCUCUGAUGUUCUUGGUCCUGACAGACAUGGGAGACAUCCUUGCGACUGUCUUAUCCAAGUCUUACAAUGAAUUCAGAAAACUGCAGUCAAGAAUUCUAGCCUCUAAACUCUGUUCUGGAUCCACAUGUAACAAAGGGGAUGAACUGAAAUCCAGAGAACAGUCUAAAGUAGUCAUCAAUGAGCCCUUGACUAUUAUGGAAGUGCUGAAAAGUCAGCCAGGUGUUAAAAGGAAGCCAAUCAAAUAUCGCAAUGCUGAAAUUUUUGAAAUGUUAAUUGCCAGAGAGAAUGAACAAGCAAAACCAGCAAGAAAUAAAAGCAUUGAGAGAUGGAGUUCAUGUCCCGAACUAACCAGGGGAAAGGCAAUGUCCAGAGUAAUUGAGAAUUUUGACAAAAUAGGGAAAGAGUUAGAAAAAUUAGAUGUGCCCAUUGUAUUAAUGGUGCUAGUUAUCUUUGUGUACAUCUCCUGUGCAGCUGCUAUUCUUCCAAACUGGGAAACCAGGUUGGAUUUUCAGGAAGCCUUUUAUUUCUGCUUUAUCACCUUGACAACUAUUGGAUUUGGAGAUACACAACUGGAACAUCCCAAGUUUUUCUUGUUUUUUUCCCUCUAUAUUAUUAUUGGCAUGGAAAUUGUCUUCAUUGCUUUUAAGCUGGGCCAAGACCGCUUAAUUGGUUUGUAUAAAAAGGUGAUUUCAUUUUGUGGGGAGAAAAAGAUGCCAUCAAAGAAGGUAUAUCCAAAAUAA
Messenger RNA from Phalacrocorax carbo (great cormorant), 1646 nucleotides. NCBI's taxonomy places the organism in Eukaryota, Metazoa, Chordata, Aves, Suliformes, Phalacrocoracidae. The record is from RefSeq and is a predicted model, not a curated record.